GAGGGGCAGGAGCUGAGGGCAGGGCAGGGCUGCAGGACACAGGCAGGGUCUUCUAGGGGCCCGAGAUGGACCCCUUGCUGUCGCUGGGUGCUGGGCUCCUCCUGCUUGCGCUGUGGGUGCGGCACAAGGGGCUGGAGUACCUGCUGGUCCAUCACCGCUGGGUCUUCGUCUGUCUCUUCCUGCUGCCCCUCUCUGUCCUCUUCGACAUCUACUACCAACUGCGGGCCUGGGCCGUGUGGAGGCUGCACAGCGCCCCUCGGCAGCACGGCCAGCGUGUCCGCCACAUCCAGGCACAGGUGCAGGAAUGGAAAAAUGAAGGUGGGAAAACAUACAUGUGUACUGGCCGACCUGGCUGGCUAACAGUAUCACUUCGUGUUGGAAAGUACAAGAAGAUUCAUAAGAAUAUAGUGAUCAACUUAAUGGACAUUCUAGAGGUAGAUGUUGAAAAACAGGUUGUCUGUGUGGAACCGUUGGUCACCAUGGGGCAGUUGACAGCACAUCUGAAUCCUAUGGGCUGGACGCUUCCAGUAGUACCAGAACUUGAUGAUCUCACAGUAGGUGGUCUGAUCAUGGGAACUGGCAUUGAGUCUUCAUCCCAUAUCUAUGGACUAUUUCAACAUACCUGUUUGGCCUACGAACUUGUUCUUGCUGAUGGAAGCCUUGUGAGAUGUACACCAACUGAAAAUUCAGACCUAUUUUAUGCAGUGCCUUGGUCUUGUGGCACUCUGGGAUUCCUGGUUGCUGCGGAAAUAAAAAUAAUUCCUGCUAAGAAAUAUGUAAAAUUACAUUACAAGCCUGUGAGAGGUUUGGAAAAGAUCUGUGAAAAAUUUACUGAGGAGUCUAAAAAGAAAGAGAAUAACUUUGUGGAAGGACUGGUGUACUCCUUGGAAGAAGCAGUCAUUAUGACAGGAGUCUUGACUGACGAAGCUGAAGACAGCCAGAUAAACAGAAUUGGUAACUACUACAAACCAUGGUUUUUUAAGCAUGCGGAGAAGUAUCUGAAGGCUAAUCAAACUGGAAUAGAGUACAUUCCCUCAAGACAUUACUACCACCGACAUACCAGGAGUAUCUUCUGGGAACUCCAAGAUAUCAUUCCCUUUGGCAAUAACCCUGUUUUUCGUUACCUCUUUGGCUGGAUGGUUCCACCAAAAAUCUCACUAUUAAAACUGACACAAGGAGAAGCUAUUCGAAAGCUGUAUGAGCAACAUCAUGUUGUACAAGACAUGUUGGUCCCAAUGAAAAGCCUUGAAAAAUCUAUCAGUACCUUCCACAGUGACCUGAAUGUUUACCCACUGUGGUUAUGUCCUUUCAUAUUACCCAAUAAUCCUGGCAUGGUCCACCCAAAAGGAGAUGAAAUGGAGCUCUAUGUAGAUAUAGGAGCUUAUGGAGAGCCUAAAACAAAGCAGUUUGAAGCCAGGGCAUCUAUGAGACAAAUGGAAAAGUUUGUAAGAAACGUGCAUGGUUUCCAGAUGUUGUAUGCAGAUUGCUAUAUGAACCGUGAGGAAUUCUGGGAUAUGUUUGAUGGUUCACUAUACCACAAGCUGAGGGAGCAAAUGAAUUGCAAGAAUGCUUUUCCAGAGGUGUAUGAUAAAAUCUGCAAAGCAGCACGGCACUGAGUCUGGAUAACCUAAGUAAGCAAUCAGGGAAGGAUGGAUUUACCUGUAGUAGUCAGUAUAUCCUUAUAAAAGCUUUAUCACUGUCCAAAUAAGCUCAUGUUGAUGUUAAAAUACAGAUUUCUAUUUUAUAAAUUCACAUUCAAUAAUUGUUAGUAUGUUUUAAAAACAAUUUCCCCAACUCAUAGUAAUUUCAUUUCAGGAAUCAAAGUCCUAGCCUGCCACCUCUCUUUGGCUUGGUCUACACUACCCCCCCUAAUUCGAACUAAGGUACGCAACUUCAGCUACGUGAAUAACGUAGCUGAAGUCGAAGUACCUUAGUUCAAACUUACCUUGGUCCACACGCGGCAGGCAGGCUCCCCCGUCGACUCCGCGGUACUCCUCUCGCCGAGCUGGAGUACCGCAGUCGACGGCAAGCACUUCCGGGUUCGACUUAUCGCGUCCAGACUAGACGCGAUAAGUCGAACCCAGAACUUCGAUUUCCAGCCGUCGAACUAGCUGGUAAGUGUAGCCAAGGCCUUUGUAGCUUAGUUGCAGACAUAGCGAUGUAGAUGUAAAUUUACAUAUUUCUAACUGUAGGGGGGGGGAAUUUAGAAAGACAAAGAUACUUAAGUAAAUCAGUUAUUUAUUGCAGUGUACAUCUGAGGCAGGUAAGAAGGUCACAAAAUUAGGUGCCAAAGUUGAGAGAAUUAUUUUCAAAUUAAUUAUGACUUUAAAAAUGUCUAUUUCAAAUCGGUAACUGGUGCAGGGUUUAAACUUAAAAGAAGUCAAAAGUUAACACAGUUUAGAGAUGGUUACUGAAAUCUUCAAAGUAAACUCACAUUACUAAUGCAGGUAAAUAAAUGGUCAUUGACAAAGGUCUUAAUUUCAGAUCUGAAUAUCAAAGUUUGAAGAAAAUCCAUUUUGCUUGUGCCUAUCUGAUUUGUACUGAUUCUGUUUAUAAAUGUGUGAGUGGUCAUGAGUUUUAGAGAUCUUCUUUUUUUAAUUAAUAUGAUUAAUAUGAUUUGAAGAGGAAACAUUUUGGCUUCCUAGACUACUGAAAAUUUCUGCUGCUAUUCCAUAUAGAAAAGUAUUAUCUAUAAUUUGUUACUUGUCAUGGGGUCUAUUUUACUUUUUAUUAUGGAUAAUUUUAGUGCCUUAUAAGUAUUCAGUUGGAGAAGAUAUGGGCCAUUUCAGACCAUUCUAUUCUUUGGGUGAGGGGAGGGAAACUAAAGGGCCCGUUGUCAACAUUAAUAAUUUAGUUAUAUAAGGUCCAUUUGAAUAAAUAUUGGUGAUAAGUGUAGGGGACAACCUAAAAUCCAGUUGUGAGGUGGAAGUUUGAAAUACACAAAACAUGGCUCUGACUUUUUGCUUUCCAUUUUAGCUGGAUUAGUUUGAUAGGUUUUAAAAAAAAGACCCCUUCAACCAACUGAAGAAGAAAUAACAUUAGAAAAAUCUGCAGAGGGUUUACUAUUCAAGCCCCUUUUCUAACUGUGUGUUUCAUGAGCAUGGAAACGUUUUGACAUUGCAGAUGGUACAACAUUUUUUAAAUUGAGUCCACAUCUGGUCCAAACUACUUAAAGUUGUUGUUUUAACAUUUGUUGGGCUUGUGGAGAAAUUUAUGUUCUUGCAUUCUGCAUAAUGUGAAAACAGUUAUAAAACAAUUGCCAAUGGGGGGGGGAUUCCUUUUUAUGUUCUAGUUCAAUGCUAAACCAAUGAUUGUUUAGUGAUAGAUGGACAUUUAUAAUACAGAUUAAACCACUGAUAAGGCAUUAAUGGAAAAUAAACUUGGUCAUUCACUUUGUGAUGCAUACUGGGCCAAAUUGCAACCUUGCUGGUGCUGCCAUGCGGGAGAGUAAAGGGAUAUAAGUCAUCCCCUUAAGGCCCUGUGUAUGCUGUCCAUACUGUGUGUGUCAGUCCAGGGGGAGACAUAACCAAUGCAGAGCAGGUACAUCCCUUUCCAUCCACAUACAUGAGUGCAACAGGGUGGGGAUUGGGUGGGGCCCAGGCUCAGCCCCCCCUCCAAUGUGCAGGCCAGCACAGCUGUGUCAGCGCUCCAGAGGAUGUAUGCUGUGCCAGGUAUAGACCUUGGAGCAAGGACUAGUGGAAAACAAAUUGUGAUUGUGUCAUAAUCUACCUUUCAGUCUGCUCCUGGGGCAGCACAAUAAUGGCUGACCUUUUUUUCAUGGCAAAGCCAUGAUUUCACCUAUUAUCUGUAGGAUACUCUGCAUUGAGUGAGAAUUGGUUCACUUAGCUUUUAAAAGGCAAUAUUAAAAAAAAAUAAAGGAUAUGCAAAGAUAUUAAAUCAAAAUAGUAUGUCUCUAACUUGGGUAUUCAUAGCCUUUAGUUAUACACUGUAUUUGUUACUUCAUAAUUUGCCUUUGCAAACUUUUGGUACAACAUGAUUUUAAUGUUCUGUAACUAUGGUUAUCGUGAACACACACACUUUCUCUCUCUCUCUCUCUCUCACAUAUAUGCACAUUGCUGCUGAUGAAGUUUGAAAUUCUUGGCUGUAUUAGCUGUUACAAUUAAAAAUAUAACCAGUUGUACUGUUAAAAUGUUGUUUUUUUAUGGUUGACUAAAUAAAAUAUGUUUUAAAAAAUCA
Molecule: messenger RNA, 4197 nt
Organism: Malaclemys terrapin pileata
Lineage: Eukaryota; Metazoa; Chordata; Testudines; Emydidae
Gene: DHCR24
Product: 24-dehydrocholesterol reductase
Exons: 9
Coding region: 66-1616 (516 amino acids)
Biological process (GO): steroid metabolic process
Cellular component (GO): membrane; cytoplasm
Molecular function (GO): FAD binding; Delta24(24-1) sterol reductase activity
Source: RefSeq, a predicted model, not a curated record